Molecule: messenger RNA, 564 nt
Organism: Phodopus roborovskii (desert hamster)
Lineage: Eukaryota; Metazoa; Chordata; Mammalia; Rodentia; Cricetidae
Product: 60S ribosomal protein L7-like
Exons: 2
Coding region: 1-564 (187 amino acids)
Biological process (GO): maturation of LSU-rRNA from tricistronic rRNA transcript (SSU-rRNA, 5.8S rRNA, LSU-rRNA)
Cellular component (GO): cytosolic large ribosomal subunit
Molecular function (GO): RNA binding; structural constituent of ribosome
Source: RefSeq, a predicted model, not a curated record
AUGGUGAAGCGCUUUCGGGAAAAGUUUGCACUGAAGACACUCCAGAAGGCACGGAGGAAGCUCAUCUAUGAAAAGGAAAAGCAUUAUCACAAGGAAUACAGGCAGAUAGGUAUCAAUGGUGUAAUCCCAAAGGUCCUCAAGGUGUUGCAGCUGCUUUGUCUUACUCAGAUCUUCAAUGACACCUAUGUUAAGCUCAACAAGGCUUUGUUUAACAUGCUGAGGAUCGUGAAACCAUACAUUGCAUGGGGGUACCCCAAUCUGAAGUCAGUAAACAAGCUCAUCUACAAGCAUGGCUAUGGAAAAAUCAAUAAGAAGAGAAUUGCUUUGAAGGACAAUUCCUUGAUUGCUCGAUCUCUUGGUAAAUACAGCAUUAUCUGCAUGGAGGAUCUGAUCCAUGAGAUCUACAUAGUGGGGAAAUGCUUCAAGGAAGCCAUCGACUUCCUGUGGCUUUUCAAACUGUCUUCUCCAUGGGGCGAGAUGAAGAAAAAGACCACUCACUUUGUGGAAGGUGGCGAUGCUGGCAACAGGAAAGACCAGAUAAACAUGAUUAGACUGAUGAACUAA